Molecule: messenger RNA, 2005 nt
Organism: Diuraphis noxia (Russian wheat aphid)
Lineage: Eukaryota; Metazoa; Arthropoda; Insecta; Hemiptera; Aphididae
Product: dihydrolipoyllysine-residue acetyltransferase component of pyruvate dehydrogenase complex, mitochondrial-like
Biological process (GO): pyruvate decarboxylation to acetyl-CoA
Cellular component (GO): pyruvate dehydrogenase complex
Molecular function (GO): dihydrolipoyllysine-residue acetyltransferase activity
Source: RefSeq, a predicted model, not a curated record
CCUCUGCCGUAACUGGGUAGGACGUCGUUCGAGGUUAUUUGAAGUUCAUUUUUGCCUUUUGGGCACUAAUUUUACUGUCACUUUUUAACGUAUAAUUUCAUUACCAAUUUAGUCUAUAAUCAUAGAAUAUGUCUGGAUCAAACACCAUUAUGAACAACAUGCGUUUUUUACGGAACCUAAAUAGGAAUACAGUGAAAACAGUUACCACUAAAUGUCCAAUCAAAGUUAUUCAAGCAUAUAGAUGUCAAAGUUCCAUUCACUGGCGCACUGGCAGACGUCCAUCCGUAAAAAAUGUCGGCUAUCGUUUCUAUGCCACAGAUUUACCAAGCCAUAUUAAGGUUUCUCUCCCAGCUUUGUCUCCUACCAUGGAAAGUGGCACCAUUAUUAGUUGGGCUAAAAAAGAAGGUGAAAGAUUAAACGAAGGAGACAAAUUAGCCGAAAUUGAAACAGAUAAAGCUAUCAUGGAUUUUGAAACUCCUGAAGAAGGAUAUCUUGCCAAGAUCAUGGUGCCUGCUGGUCAAAAAGAUGUUACAGUUGGAAAACUUGUGUGUAUUAUAGUAGAAAAUGAAUCUGAUGUUGCUGCUUUCAAAGACUUUGUAGACGAUUCUCCAGCAGGUGUUCCUGCCACUGCAGCACCAUCACCCAAACCAUCUAUUUCUGCACCUGCACCGCCUCCUCCUGCAUCUGUAGCUCCAAAAGCUCCAGCACCAACUAAUUCAGUACCAAUUCCAAUUGGAUCUCGUAUACUUGCUAGUCCUUUAGCGAAACGUUUAGCUGCUGAGAAAGGAUUGGAUUUAAAUACAAUUGCCCAAGGUUCUGGAUUGUUUGGUUCUAUAAAAUCUACAGAUUUGGCCAAAGCUUCUAUAGCUAGUAGUCAGAAGACUGCUGUCGUCGAUGGAAUUCGUGGUGAUGGAUUUGUUGAUAAGCCAGUGACAAAUGUUCGAAAGAUUAUCGCUAAACGUCUACUCGAGUCUAAACAAACUAUACCUCAUUAUUAUCUUACAGUAGAUUUGGGCCUGGAUAAUAUUGUUUUAUUGAGAAAGCGUAUGAAUGAACUUUUGGAAAAAGAAGGAAUUAAAUUAUCUAUAAAUGAUUUCAUUAUCAAAGCUGCAGCUUUAGCUUGUAAAAAAGUUCCAGAAGCCAACUCAUCUUGGAUGGAUAGUUUCAUUAGACAAUAUGACGCAGUUGAUGUAAGUGUUGCAGUGAGUACUGAAACAGGACUGAUAACACCAAUUGUAUUCAAUGCAGACACUAAAGGAUUAAUAGCAAUAAGCACUGAUGUUAAAGAACUUGCAGCUAAAGCUCGUCAAGGAAAACUGCAACCUCAAGAAUAUCAGGGAGGUACAUUUAGUGUUUCAAAUUUGGGAAUGUUUGGUGUUAAGAGCGUAUCAUCGAUAAUUAAUCCUCCUCAAUCAUGCAUACUCGGAAUUGGUGCUAUGACCCAACGACUAGUACCAGAUAAAACAAAUGGAACUCGUGCACAAGACACACUACAAGUUACACUAAGUUGUGAUCACAGAGUUGUAGAUGGUGCAGUGGGAGCACAAUGGUUACAAGCAUUUAGGCGAUAUGUAGAAGAACCACAUAAUAUGCUUCUUUAAGACUGAUUAAUUUGUCUCAAGAGAAAUUCAGUCAUAAUAUGCUUUCCGUAAUAUUUUCUUAUAUCUGUAUUUUUUUUUUUUUUUAUGUUAUUUGUUAUAAAUAGUUUAAAUGUUAAAUUUAUCAGUAUAUACUUUAUCUGAUUUUUAAGCACACUCUUAGUUGUUUAAAUGCAUCAAGAGUAUAUUAACACAAAUAGGCAUGACUCUAGUGAAUUAUAAAAGCUGAAAAAAAAACACACAUAUAAAGAAAGAAAUGUUAUCUUGAUGUUUAUUAGGAUGUACAAUUUGUAUUUAGUUCAAGAAUGUUCAAAGAGUAGUGCCAAAUUGUACUUGUCUCCAAUUCAUAAGACCUGAAUAUGAAAAAAAAAAAUUAUUACAAUAUAAACAAAUUGAAGAAUUAUUAA